Trifolium pratense (red clover) is the source of this 1081-nucleotide messenger RNA. RefSeq names its product general transcription and DNA repair factor IIH subunit TFB1-1-like. Gene Ontology annotation, biological process: transcription by RNA polymerase I; nucleotide-excision repair; transcription by RNA polymerase II. The transcript has 4 exons. Bases 393 to 671 code for a protein of 92 amino acids. Gene Ontology annotation, cellular component: transcription factor TFIIH core complex; transcription factor TFIIH holo complex. Lineage: Eukaryota; Viridiplantae; Streptophyta; Magnoliopsida; Fabales; Fabaceae. The record is from RefSeq and is a predicted model, not a curated record.
CUUUUCUUCCUUCACAACCUUGUUUGGCUUAAAAUCUUAAUUAAGCACUUAUCAUAUAAGUGCUUACGUAUAAUAUAGUUUAUAAUUAAAGAUAAAUAAAGUUAAAUUGUGUUCAUAUAUAAGCUAUGAAAUUCUUUCAUAAGCUAUGUUGAAGAGUUUAUAUAAAUAAGGAGAAACUACUAUAUGUGAGUCAACUGCUAUUGCUUAUGAGAUCUUUGAGAAGGAAAAAAAGGGAAUGAAUCAGAAUAGACAGAAAGAAGAAAAAAAAGACAAAGAGAGCUGGAAAUAGUCUUAUAAGUUUUUAUAUAGCUGUUGAGAUCUAAAGUGUCACAUAUAGUUUUUUGGGUACUUCUAUCUGCGUUUUUAUAUUAAAAUUUGAUAUAUUUUAAUGCAUGUUUUUUCUUUCAUUCCAAAAUUGGGUUUGCAGCCAGGAAUUACUGAGGCACUUUUGGUCUUCCUAUCCAGUAACAACACAAAGCCUUGUUAAUAAGGCCAGAAGACUGAAAGAUGCCAUAUCACAAAUAGAUACCAAACUUGAGUCAGACCUGCGGCACCAGGUUUCCCUUGUUGUCCAUCCAAAGCACCAGGCUUUGGAAGCUGCCUUGGUACAUUACGGUGCUGACGAUAAGAAAAGAAAUGCUAAAGGGCCAAAGCCAAAUGAUUAUGUUUAGGAGAAUGGUAUGUCUAUGUGCACUUCCAGCAUCAUGCCAUAACAAUUUAGGAAUUUAUAUUCCAUAAAUUUUGCUGUGACCUCAACAGUAUGCCUAUUUAUCUCUAUAUUGUGAUGAAAUGAAUUAUUAUUAUUUUUUAAGAAGAAAUGAAUUAUUAUUAGAGUUAGUGAGCCAUGCAUUUACUCAAUAGUUAGCUUUGUAGAAAUUACUUGUUUACAUCCUAAGUCCUAACUGCAAGAUAUUAUAGAAUUUAUCUAACUUCACUUUUACCAUGACUUGAUUUUCAAGCUUUAGAACACAAUUUCUGAGAGUAUUGACUGUUUUUUGUUUGUAAGCAAAGAGAGCAUUGACCGUAAUUCUUGUUGUUCUUAUGUUCCAAAAGGCUAUUAAUUCUUUGAGGUUGAUGCUUA